Messenger RNA from Ostreococcus lucimarinus CCE9901, 2104 nucleotides. RefSeq lists its product with no specific name. The transcript has a single exon. Gene Ontology annotation, molecular function: dioxygenase activity. The record is from RefSeq and is a predicted model, not a curated record. NCBI's taxonomy places the organism in Eukaryota, Viridiplantae, Chlorophyta, Mamiellophyceae, Mamiellales, Bathycoccaceae. The coding region runs from base 41 to 1795 and encodes 584 amino acids.
CGUGAGCGACGACUCUCCUCGUUCGAUCGCUCGUCGCGUCAUGCACGCGAGCGACAGCGUGCCGCGAGUAUCUCUCAUCAAGCUCGCGGACGGCGACGACGUCGAAAUCGCGCGUCUGGGUGAAGCGCUGACGUCGAGCGAGCGUGUCGGUUACUUCGAGCUCGACGCUCGAGACGUCGGCGAGGCGUCAACGUCGCGCGUCGCGCCGUUCGACGUCGCGCGCACGUACGACAUCGCCCGAACGUUCUUCUCGCUGCCAGAAGACGUGAAGGCGCUGUACGUACACUCGCAAUACGCGAACGAGAGCGGUGGUUUCGUGCCCCUGCUGGAAGAGUACUCUUACCAAAAGAAAACAGCCGCGCUCGUCGAGUCGUUUGAUGUCGUUCGAGAGUUGAGCUCAUGUGAGAUUGAGCAAGUGCGAGACGAACGAGGUGACGACGCGGCACGAGGACUUGGACCUAUGGAUUGGCCGGUGGAGGUGCCCGCGAUGCAAAGUGCGUUUUGCAGUUUUUACAGCGCGUGCGAUGGCGCGGCGAGGACGCUGUAUCGAUGCUUUGCGAAGGCGCUUCACGUCGACGACGAAGACGUCUGGGUAAAGAAAUUUGGCAAUACGUCACACUGCAGCAUGCGCGCAAUGCGAUAUCCAUCGAUGAAAGUGGAUGACGAAGCGAACGAGGAGGACUCGACUACGCGACGCAGCGAACGAAUCGCCGCGUCGAAAGUGGAAAUAGUUGGUAUCUCGGAGCACACAGACUUUGAAUUCUUCACACUUCUUCAUCAGACGUGCGAAGGAUUAGAGCUCCAAGGGCGAGAUGGUGCGUGGCGCUCGGCGCCGGCGUACGAGAAUGAGGCCAUUUUUACGUGCAUUCUGUCGGACGCUUUCGAGAUUUUUACAAACGGAGUCGUACGCGCGACGCCGCAUCGCGUUCGACCAUCUCGCGAUGGACGAGAUCGAUUAUCGCUCGUGAGAUUCAACGGUCUCAACGACGACGCCGUCAUUGCGCCACUUCCACAGUUUGUCACUCCGCAUCGUCCGUUGAAUGCAGCGUACGAACCGCGGACACAAGGCGAUCACGUCGGACAAAACGUCACUCGCGCCAGCGACAACCUCGCCGAUAUGAUCGACAAGCAGGUGUACCCGAAAUCAGAGCUUACGAGACCGCCAAAGCGUUUUGCUCAGCUUCUCGUUUUGGACGUCGCCAACGGUCGCAUCCUGCUGGGGAAGCACACGCGCGGCGAAUUCGCCGGCCGCUACACCGGCUUCAUCGCCGAAGUCGACAGCGAGAAGGAUUUAGUCCCACUGGACGUCGCUCGGUCCGUCGCACUAGAGGAAGCAGGUCUCAACCCCUUGGCGUGCGAUGCUUUGAACGAUCCGAAAGAUCUUUUUGAAGCCGCGCGCUUCGUAUUUCGCGGUUGGAUGCCAGAUGGUGGUCUCGCCGUCGAGCACGAAUUUGUGUGCGCGUUUCGCGACGGCACGAGCGUCGCGAAGUUGUUUCCAACUCACGCGCGCGCGUCAGCUGACAUCAUUCCGACGUGGUUUCAACAACAAGAAAUACCGUAUGCAGAUAUGCCUGAGGACGACGCGAUAUGGUAUCCCAUCGUGUUGGGACGCUUUUCGAAACACGACGGUGUCGACGAAUCGCUCGUCAUUGGGCAUUUCGAUUUCUCAGGCGACGAAGGCGAGCUCACCGACCAUGCCGUACACGAAGUCGAGUUUCGACACAGCUCAUUCAAUCGUUCGUCCACCGCGCGCGUUCUCGCACGUCUAGAACGUCUAGAAGGUAGAAGCGUGUAAGCGUGUAGAAGACGAUGAUGGCACCCUCGAGAUGAUUCGCGCGACGAGCUCGACGCCGACGCCGACGCGAGGUCGUGUGUUGCGCGAGUGCAUAGUCAGCGGUCGCGAGUGGAAAGCGCUACAGCGCGUAUGAAGAUGGCGACAUCGGCUGGAUCGUCGCGGCAUGGCUCGAGCGAUGAGGAGUCCGACGAAGCGCCGCGCGCUUACGGAAACGGCUCACGCGCGUACGAACGCGAGUUCGAAGCGUCUUCAGACGACGAAAGCUUAGAUUACUCGCGCCUUUAGAAUCGAGUAUUUAGACUCGCGCCU